CCGUGUUCAAAAACAGGCCUCUCGCCUUUAAAGUGAGUUAUCGCAUUGAUCAACUCUAGCAUCGUCGCUUUAGAGUCUGUAAAUCAUCCUGGACGUUUCAGUUGAAAGACGGUUAAAAAGUGAGGGUAUGAUUUCUACUGACAGGUAUCCCCAAGUGUAGCACCAACAACUCCUCCCACUCGACCCUGUCAUCAUCGCAGGAGAAGCAUCCUCCUCUCUGAGGAGCUGUUCCUCUGCCUGACUUUUCACAGUCCGGUGCCCCGACAGGACUCAGCGGUCAUGGCCGGCAGUCUGACCCACCACAGCUCCCCGAACCCCGGCUAUAGCACCAACAACGCGGUCCCGGUGCCGGUCAUCACGCAGACGGAGUCCCGAGACAAAUGGAGCAAAAAGAUGGAUUUUCUCCUGUCUGUGAUUGGCUUUGCUGUGGACCUUGGGAAUGUUUGGAGGUUUCCGUACAUAUGUUAUCAAAACGGUGGCGGUGCUUUCCUUAUUCCCUACAUUUUGAUGGCCAUCUUUGGUGGUGUUCCGCUCUUCUACAUGGAGCUGGCACUGGGACAGUUUCACAGAACUGGAGCCAUAUCAAUAUGGAAACACAUCUGUCCCAUUUUCAAAGGUAUAGGAUACGCCAUCUGCAUCAUCGCUCUGUAUGUGUCCUUCUACUACAACACCAUCAUCGCCUGGGCCCUCUUCUACUUCUAUUCCUCGUUCUCCAGCAUCUUGCCUUGGACUAACUGCGACAAUGUGUGGAACACCCCCGACUGCACCAACUAUUUUGGCAUGGACAACAUCACCUGGACAAAUGCCUCCAGGUCUCCGGCAGAGGAAUUUUACACGAGGAAUGUUCUUGAGAUCCACAAGUCAUCUGGGCUGAGAAAUGUUGGUGGGGUUCGCUGGCAGCUGAUGCUUUGCCUUUUUCUCAUUUUCACCAUAGUGUACUUCAGCCUGUGGAAGGGCGUGAAGACUUCAGGGAAGGUAGUGUGGGUGACCGCCACAUUGCCCUAUAUUGUGCUUUUUAUCCUGCUCAUUCGAGGCGCCACUCUGCCAGGAGCCUGGAGAGGUGUGGUGUUUUAUCUCAAACCACAGUGGGGAAAGCUGCUGGAGACCAGUGUGUGGGUGGACGCUGCUGCUCAGAUAUUCUUUUCUCUGGGCCCAGGGUUCGGGGUCCUCUUGGCUCUUUCAAGCUACAACUCUUUCACAAACAACUGCUAUCGCGACGCCAUCGUGACCAGCUUGGUAAACUGUCUGACCAGCUUUGUGUCGGGCUUCGUCAUCUUUACGGUGCUGGGCUACAUGGCAGAGAUGAGGCAAGUGGAGGUUGAGGAUGUAGCCAGAGACAAAGGACCGAGCCUACUCUUCAUCACCUACCCAGAGGCCAUUGCAAACAUGAUGGGCUCGACCUUUUUCGCGAUCAUCUUUUUUGUGAUGAUGAUCACACUGGGACUGGACAGCACGUUUGGAGGGCUGGAGGCGAUCAUCACUGCUGUGUUGGAUGAAUAUCCAGAUCAGCUCUAUCACAGACGGGAACUUUUUGUUCUGUGCUUGGUGGUUGUCUGUUUUUUAGGCUCUCUGAGUACCCUUACCAAUGGUGGUGCCUACGUGGUGAAGCUGCUGGAGGAGUUUGGAGUUGGAAGCUCAAUUAUUGCAGUGGGUUUCCUUGAGGCUAUUGCAGUUUCCUGGUUCUAUGGAAUCCAUCGAUUUAGCAAUGACGUUCAGGCUAUGCUUGGGAAAGCCCCGGGACUGUUCUGGAAAGUGUGCUGGGUUGCUAUCAGUCCUGCGUUUCUGGCGUAUAUCAUUGUGAGCUCCCUGCUGAAAGCACCACCCCUCGCACUGUUUGAUUACAAGUACCCGGACUGGAGCAUCAUAGUCGGGUACAUCGUUGGCUUAUCAUCCUUCAUUUGGGUCCCAAUCUACAUGGUCUACAAGCUGGUGUGGACCCCUGGUUCCCUCAAACAGAGAUUGGCCGUGUGUCUGAGGCCCGAGAGGACAAUACCAGACAUCCACGCUGAGAACCUCAACAUGGCCACUGUACCAUAGAGAGAUAAACAUCUCUGUGUGCUUUUAGAUUGCCAUUAAAACCACAGUUGUAGGUUUGUUUAUGGCUGAACCUAAACAUGAUCUAACAUUAUGACUGAUUACCAGUUAAUGGUGUUGAACUCUCACUGCGUAUGUACACUCUGUAUAAAGGUAAAUGCUGCUAAAUUUUUAAUUUUGAGAGGAUUUGAGAUACUCAUAUCUCUGCCCUGUGUGUGUGUGUGUGUGUGUGUGUGUGUGUGUGUGUGUGUGUGUGUGUGUGUGUGAGAGAGAGAGAAACAGAAACGAUAGAGAGAGAGCGAUUCAGACCUGCGCCACCAGGAUAGUUUAGAGUUUUCUCGUUUUGCUUUCUUGUGGUUGUACAAGUUAAGUGGUAAAAUCUGUGGUCUCUUUUCAUCUUAUAAAGAUAGAUGAUGCCAAGGAACAUGGGAAUAUUUGCAUGGGAACAUUUCUAUAUUUUAUGUACGUUGUUGCUUUGCAUGCUCAGCUUUACUAACAGUGGGAUCAUCAGUGUUGCAGUUGUAGCAGCAGUGAGGCUAUCAUAGUUAAUCUCGGUUGAGUGAGUCAUUUCGUGUUAUUUACAACCAAAACCUGAGGUAAAUAACAAAAGAGUGUAUUACAGUGUAUUUGAUGUAUUUUGUAUUUAGACAGUAGGUCUGUAAUACAGUGCUUGCAUAGGAUUUUAAAGGCAGCAGCUUGAAGAAGUAAAAGUUGAAAAAGUUGUUUUUUCCCUACUAGUGUUUGCAGUGGAGGUAAGUGAGACUCUCAGACAAAGACCGUGUUAAAAGUGUAAUCUUCUUAUCAUAACUGUGAGUGUAUGUUUCACAGUUAAAGUAGACACUACUACAAUAUGUAAAAGAAUCUCAUGAUUAAUUUAAAUGAGACUGUUGAAUAUUUUCUGGUCUUUGUCUGAUAGCUUCAUUUAACUCCAGAUAGCCUGUCUUGCCUUAAUAUGAAUACAUGCUAUACUGUAUUUGCAAAACUUGGAAAGGUUGUAUUGAUAUCUAUGGAUUCUGUGCCUCUCCAGACAAUAUUUCCACUUUCUAAUUUGAGACUGUUCAAAUGUUUGUUUGCUUGUUUGUUUGUGUUUUGCAUAUAAAUAGUAGCUCUGUUUUAGUGUUACCUUAUCUGAAAUGCUUUAUCCUUUAUUUACAAUUAGGGAACGAUGUGAUGCCCGAGGUUGAUGAUUGUUCUGUGCUUUCUGUUCUCUUCGGUGUGGUUUCUGUAGACAUGUGUGUGUAAAUGAAUUAUAGCAUAAAUGGCGUAUUUUAUCGUUUGUACUCCUUUUCAAUAGAACAGAUUAAAUGUGACAAAAGGAAGAAAAACACUGCAUAAGAUUUAUGGCGGUUAAAUUCCACUAUUU
Haplochromis burtoni (Burton's mouthbrooder) is the source of this 3397-nucleotide messenger RNA. It is a transcript of the gene slc6a4b, whose product is annotated as solute carrier family 6 member 4b. The coding region runs from base 280 to 2037 and encodes 585 amino acids. The transcript has 13 exons. Gene Ontology annotation, biological process: sodium ion transmembrane transport; serotonin uptake. Gene Ontology annotation, molecular function: serotonin binding; serotonin:sodium:chloride symporter activity. Lineage: Eukaryota; Metazoa; Chordata; Actinopteri; Cichliformes; Cichlidae. Gene Ontology annotation, cellular component: neuron projection; membrane. The record is from RefSeq and is a predicted model, not a curated record.